Messenger RNA from Vigna unguiculata (cowpea), 522 nucleotides. RefSeq names its product putative E3 ubiquitin-protein ligase ATL45. Gene Ontology annotation, biological process: protein ubiquitination. The record is from RefSeq and is a predicted model, not a curated record. NCBI's taxonomy places the organism in Eukaryota, Viridiplantae, Streptophyta, Magnoliopsida, Fabales, Fabaceae.
AUGGGUAAUGAGGAACCUGUGUUCGACGGCAAAGUGGGAAGCAUAUUAGUCGCCAUGGGCUCAGCCAGUUUCAUCAUCACAGUUUUCCAUCUCAUUGUCCUUUGUCGCGCUCAUCAUCGUGCUCGUGUCACCAACCAGAAUCCACAACAACAACAACCACGCAGCGUUAACGUUUCGGUGCCGCCACACCUCAUUCCGAUUCACACGUACCGAAAGAAGAAGAAAAGCGUUGAUGAGGUGGCGGCGGAGGGCGACGACGACGAAGAUCACACGUGCGCCGUGUGCUUGGGAGAGUUCGAAGACGGUGAAGAGUUGAGGACGCUGCCGGAGUGCUUGCACUCUUUCCACGUCGCCUGCAUUGAUCCGUGGCUCUCUUCCCGCUCCAGUUGCCCCGUUUGCCGCGCUCAUGCCACGCCCUCGCCGGCGGUGGAGCACCCUGCGCCGGAGUUCAGUGCGCAUCACAUCAUAGAUAUAGAUAUCACGCAAAUUGUUCGCUUUCAAAAUGGUUCAGCGCUACUCUGA